Molecule: messenger RNA, 1376 nt
Organism: Vitrella brassicaformis
Lineage: Eukaryota; Vitrellaceae
Source: the annotation of a GenBank genome assembly
GAGGUGGCAACUGCAGGGCAUUGCGUUGUGUAGCUGUGGUGUCAUUUGCGAAGAUGCGGCAUUCUACAUCUUUGUCAUUUCCGGCGUGGUGCCUCCUUGCCUGUUUGUCUUUCAUCGCGCCGUCGCUGGGCAUUCCCGCAGUGACCACCAGGACAGCAUUCCAGCCAUGCGUUUCCCUCAGCAGCAUCGACGCGCCAAGAUCCGCAGUGCUGGCGAGGCGGCGGCCACGUGUCGGUGAUUCAUGGGCUCUUUCCUCAACAGUGAAGGGUCCGGAGCCUCGGACAAUGGCUGCAGUUGACGAGAAGCCGCGUGCCGCUGCUGCCGGUGCUUCGGCAGUGAAUGUGGAUGAUCCCGUGGCGAUGCGGGCGAGGGAGGAGAACAAGAGAGCCAAGGAGAAGAUCGAGGCCGACCUGAGGGAUGAGGAGCAGAAGCUCAGGAAGCUCGAGGUCAGUCAGUGAGGUGCACACGAACCUGCCUGGGGUGGGGCGAAUGUGAUGUGCAGUUGGACGUGACUGACUUUUCAAAAUGUGUGUGUGUGUGUGUGAAUGUGUGCAGCGUCUGAUGAAUGAGUUUGAGCAGCAGGGUCGGGAUAGAUGGACAGGCGCAGACAAGCUCGGGGAAUGCAUCAGGGACAUCCGCGCACAGAGAAGGUCAGACAGUCACACACAGGCAUAGCACACACCCCUUCCAAUGGUUGGGUGUGUUCCGCCUGUUCAGGAUAUCUGAGAAGCUUCGGUGGAAGCUUCAGUUCCUGGACCUCAACAUGGACAGACCCAACGCUGUCGAGGAGGCGGAGAGGUGCGUAGUGACACACAGGGACACGUAGCCAGCCACGCAUCCAUCCAUCCAUCCGUCUGUCUGUCUGUCUGUCUGGCGGCAUCAUGGUUGUAGGUAUUACGAGGACAAGAGGAUGGCUCAGAAGGAGCGGGAGCUCAUCGAUAAGUACCCCAACUGGCAGUACGAACUGGAAGAGAAGCUGAAUCCUCUCUUCGGUGAGUGCGGUGCCAACCCGCCCCUCUCUCCCACCAAGACAUCACACGCCAUGUCAUGACACGCCUCCUUUCCCACGUGGUGUGGCAGAUACGCCCGUGUACAAGUGGGUGGCUGACGACGAGAAGUGGUCUGACGUCAAGCUGGCGCUGCUGGCCCUUCCCCUGGCGCUGGCCAUCUGCUGGUACUCAUACUAUGUCAAGCAGGAUGUCAACAUGAUACCACCGGGGGCCACGCCGGGCGGCAUUCCGCCGUCCUAGGGAGUGGGCUGUGGGCGUGUGGUCGGACAAUGAAGCUAAGGUGAGAGGUGUGAAUCAUCAUUUUUUGGCCUGACUGCCUGCCUGCCUCAUAGAGGCGUGUGCAUGUUUGUGUGGAGUGGAGUUGGG